CCAAUUUUCAUCAACCGCAACGGGCUGUUCGUUCGUUGGUGUGGAAGGCGCGAGCGAAGUGGAACACAGGAUGGCGUCCAAGAAAGGGAGCGCGGCUCCCACGCCGAAACGAAAGGUGGGGCCAAUCGACGUGACAAAGGAACAAGAAGCAGAAAUUCGACAGGACUUGCUCAAGGAGUGCGCCAACAAGCUGCAAACCAUGAUUGCAGAGCGCGAUGUGAACAUGCUGUUUGCCAACCCGGUGACGGAUGACAUUGCGCCCAUGUACAGCACCAUCAUCGCCAAGCCGAUGGACAUGAGCACCAUGCAGGAAAAGAUCGACAAGGGCCAAUACAAGUCCCUGCGCGACUACAAGGCCGACUUUGACCUGAUGAUGAAGAACUGCUUCACCUACAACGCGCCCGACACGUUUGUGUAUCAGGAGGGCCGACGUGUGCAAAAGUACGGCACGAAGACAAUCGCGCGGGAAAUUGAACGCUUCCACCGCGAGCUCUCCAAGCGCCUCAAGCGCGCGUCAGAGGGCCUUCCCGUGAAGAAGAAGCCCAAGGCAAGCCCGCAGCACGGAAAAGGCGCGAAAAGCAAAGGUGCCGGCGUCGCUGCUGUGUCGCCUGCCACGCCGGCCAGCCCUGCAAGCGGCGAGGGCGGGUCACGCGUUGUGGGUGGGCCCGUGCCGUUUUUGCCGUCGCUCGCUGCAUCGGGUGCGUCCACACCGCUGCACGCGUCGACCGGCACCGGAACAUCGCCGUUGUCGUCGUCAGCGGCGUCGGCGAAGAAGAAGAAGAAGGCUGGCACGGCUGCUGUGACGCCGGGGCCAGACGGGCGCGGGGGGAAAAAGAAGGGCAGGAAGCCAAAGGUGAAGCAGCAGGAACAGCAGCAACAGCAGCCGCAGCUGCCCGUCAUAUUGCCCGCCGCCGAACGCGCAGCAAAACGCGCCGCCAAGAACCUCAAAGCUCGCAGAAAGCGGACGUCGCUUGGGUACGUGACGCUUGACAGCGACGGUUGCGUCUACCACUGCCUCACGGGACUGGAGCGAGACUACGGUGCGCGGCCGACGCUUCGAAUGCCGCGCUCGACAUACACGGCGGGAUCGCGGCCAGACCGCAGCCAGGGCAACAUCGGGGAGCGGAUGAUGGCAUCGCCGGAGUACGGGUCGUGCGUGCAUGUGCUCGGCUCGUCGCCAAUUGCGCUGAACCACACGCUCGCACCAACGCCGCCGGUGCCGUCAGAACUGCCUGCAAGCAUCACGCCAGGCACGCGGGAGUACUGUGCGAGUCUGUUUCAGUUUCUGAGCGUUCGGGGCAAGCUGCCGGAUGCGCUGCUGGGACGCGCGGACGAGAAGGCGAAGGAGAAGCAACAAGAGAAGCACAAGGACAACGGCAAGGCAAAGGAGAAGGCAAAAGAGCAACAGGAGCAGAAGGGAAAGAAGCAAGAGAAGGAGAAGGGAAAGGAGCAAGACAAGGUGCAUGUGCAGGACACAACCGAGGGAGGUGACGGUGGUGAAACGAAGGAUGCGGCAGUGACGAUGCCGUCACAGAUGCAGACGGAUGAGGAAGAGGGAGAGAAAUCGACGAAGGAAGCGAGCGUACAGCAACAACAACACCAUGGAGACGGGCAGGAACAAGCAAGUCAAGAGCUGCAGCAAUCGGCGAAUGGCGCUGCUUCUGUGCCGACAACAGCAGCACAAGCCCCUGUAGCAGCAGCGGCAGCGGCAGUAAGUGAGAUGACAUCGAAACAGGGGUCUCCGUCCCAGGACGCGAAGUCCAAGGAAGGCGAUGAUGCUGACACUUCGAAGGCGGAACAAGCACAAGCGCAGGAGGGAGGAGGGAACAAAGAAGGACCGGAGGAGAAGCAGAAAACAGACGAGGAGAAGAAGGAAACAGGAGAAGGCGAGAAAGGGCAGCAGUCGGAGGGACGGUUGCUGGAGGACAAGGAAGGCGAUGGUGAAGACAACGCCAAGGCAAUGGAUGAGGGGGGUGACGAAGGCGGUGAUGGCGCUGGUGCUGGCGAAGGGGAGGUGGCAGAGGAAGCAGCGCCCGGACAAGAGGACGAUAAGCGCAGCGAGCAAGCGUUAGCGGUGGAGGCCAAAGCUGAGAAGGAGGAAGCUGCCACAACAGGUGACAAGCAAAGUGGUGAUGAUCAGGAAGAUGGUGGUGCUGAUGGUGAGGAAGAAGCGAAGGCGACGAAUGUGAAUGGCGACGCCGCAGACACGCAGGAAGACGGCGAAGAGAAGGGCAGUGAAGGACGGGAAGACAGCAGCAGCGCAGAUGCGACGGAAAAGGGGGAGGAAGCAAAGACGGAGCCGGACGAGAAGAGCGGAGACAAGAAGGACGAGAAGUGUGGAGACGAGAAGGACGACGAUGAUGAUGGUGAUGGUGAUGGUGUUGAUGCCAUGGACACAGCUGCAGAUGAGGGUGACGCUGACAAGGAAGCGUCGGCAACAACAGCGUCGACACCAACAGUAACAGCAACAGAAACAGCAGCAACAGAAACAACAGCAACAGAAGCAGAAGCAGCAACAGCGACGGAAUCGGAGAGCGAACCUGGCGCAGAGGCGGCAUUGCAGGCGCGAGCGGAACAAGAAGACGAGCAAGGCGGGAAGACGGAAGGCAAGCCAGAGGGUGGCGAUGAAGGCAGAGGGGAAGCAGCAGCCACGCCAACGACAGGGCAGCAGCCGAAGGAGGAGGCGAUUGUGGAGGAGGAGGAGGAGGAGGAUGAAGCAGUAAAGGGAGACGCGAUGGAUGUUGGCGGUGACGACGACGACACGAAGGAGGAAAAGGGAGCAGAAGAGAAGCAAGACACACGGGAAGCAGGCACGGCUACGCAGGAGGGAGAGGGCAAGGAGCAAGGAGCGGAGAAAGAGAAGAAGACAGGCAAAGAUGAGGAGCAGCAAGAAAAGGGGCACAAGGACGAAACUGAAGAAGAGAAGGGGGACAAGGACGAAGAUGAGGGCGAAGGCAAAGGCAGAGACGAAGAUGAAGAUCAAGAUGAAGAUGAAGAUCAAGGCGAAGCGGAAUCGGCCGCACAGGGACAGGACGGCAGUGACUCGCAGCGAGAAGACAGCACCAGCGUUGCAGCACGACAAGAAGCAGAACACAACGGCCAAGCGUCGCCAUCACCAUCGUCCUCACCAUCAUCAUCACCAUCACCGUCCUCGCCACGGGUAAAUAUGGCGGAGAAGUUUGUGUUUCACUUUGCGAACCACGUGACGCUGGGUGCGCUGGCGGGGCAGCCGGAGGUGGUGGAGGAUCGACCCGUGUACACCAAGGAGGGCAUCAUCAAGGAGAGCGUCGGCGUCAUCGAAGCUGCUGUGCAAGACCGGAUCAACUUUGUUGCGCGCGGGCUCAAGUGCCUGGACGACUGCCUUAAGGCGCGCAAGUCGUAUGCGGCCAACCACCCUAUCCCGCCCAGCCCCGAGGAGCAGGAGCUUGCAACGGAGCUCAUUUCGCAGCUGCAAGGCCUCGUCAGCUACUCUGGGAUGUGUCGCAGCGCCCGGCACGCCGCGUCGUCGACGGGCCGCCCAUCAUCCGCCGCCAGCACAUCGGCAGCAAUGCAGGCGGCGUCGGCAUCGGCGUUUGCUUCGUCCUCCCCCUCCUCAUCGUCGUCGCGACCAACGGCUGGCAGGCACCCGUGAUACCAGCCCUGCUGUGCGACGCAUAUGUGUUUGUGUUUGUGUUUGUGUUUGUGUUGUGGUGUUUGUGCGUGUGAUUACGAUACCAGGUCUCUCCUAUUGUUGUUCUGUUCAUGGUCACCUUGUUACCCUCCUUCAUAGCCAAUGUCAUAUCACAACCACCUUCUCUGCUGGUGUAACCCCAAUGAAUACACAGAGAAGCACGUGAG
Salpingoeca rosetta is the source of this 3837-nucleotide messenger RNA. RefSeq lists its product as uncharacterized. Bases 71 to 3631 code for a protein of 1186 amino acids. NCBI's taxonomy places the organism in Eukaryota, Choanoflagellata, Craspedida, Salpingoecidae. The record is from RefSeq and is a predicted model, not a curated record. The transcript is spliced from 10 exons. Gene Ontology annotation, molecular function: protein binding.